Penaeus monodon (black tiger shrimp) is the source of this 1068-nucleotide messenger RNA. RefSeq names its product nucleolar and coiled-body phosphoprotein 1-like. Lineage: Eukaryota; Metazoa; Arthropoda; Malacostraca; Decapoda; Penaeidae. Bases 1 to 1068 code for a protein of 355 amino acids. The record is from RefSeq and is a predicted model, not a curated record. The transcript has 3 exons.
AUGCCUCGCAGACCUCAGACAACUGGCUGCCAAAUGACGGCGGCGCAGCCAAAGACAAGGCGCGCCGGCAACGCCGUCGUCACGCCCAUCGCGAAGACGACGCCCGCUGCCAAGAGUGUUUCGACCUCGAGGAGUUCGGCCAGAAGCGCCCCGGCGUCUCGGUCCAGCUCAGCACGCAAGACGAGCGCGGGCUACAAGGAGCCCGCCAUCCUGGAGGACUCCGGUUACUCCGACUCCGGGGAAUCCAACGCCCACAACGACAGCGAUGGGUCUCCAGCGACGCCCCCGAACGUGAAGCAUAUCACCCGCGUCUACUUCGGGGACAGCCAUGACCCGGCGCGCCUCUACAACGACAAGAUCGUCUGUUCUCCCGAGCUCAAGGCAGGCAAGGUGAGCUCCCCCAGUGGCAGCCCCGCCAGCCUGGCCUCAGAGGCGUCCUCCGGAAGCAGCGGUAGCAGCCCCGGCGAGCGCCGUGCGGCCCCCCUCGAGGAGCUCGCGGAGGAGCUUGAACACAAAAGCCUACUGGAAGCCUCGGCGGCUGCGGCGGCCAGACGCACCGGCGCCGUCAGAAAGAGAAGCACGAACGCAGGUUCCUCUUCGUCCUCGGACGCCGCGGCCAACAAGCGGCAUUCGCGUAGAAGCAGCAGCUCUACUGUACUCUCGGAACCUCGGCCAGACGCAGCUCGCCGCCCCGCUCCUCUGAGGGCCAGGAGGCGCUGGUCUGCGGCAGAUCUGCAGCAGCAACAGCCACACCAACUGCAGGAGGAUCAGAGGCCGCGCAGGCAGCAGCCGUCGCCUGCAGCGCCUCCCACACACGCCUCGAGAAGCACCAGCACCAACGACCUGCCGUCGAGCGCUCGCGCGGGCGUGACCUGCUCGCUCGACGCCCUCGACGACCCCGUGCCGGCGUCGCGGGUGGCGGGCGAUUGCGACACACACCCCGAGGCCCUUCCACGCCUCUACGACGCCCUCCCACGCCCGCGAGACACACACGCCACCGCACCACGCCCGCAUCACGCCCGACGCCUCAAAAUACAUCCGGCUGCCAUCGCUAAGGAGAUGAGGUAA